Messenger RNA from Serpula lacrymans var. lacrymans S7.9, 364 nucleotides. RefSeq lists its product as uncharacterized. The transcript has a single exon. The record is from RefSeq and is a predicted model, not a curated record. NCBI's taxonomy places the organism in Eukaryota, Fungi, Basidiomycota, Agaricomycetes, Boletales, Serpulaceae. Bases 35 to 244 code for a protein of 69 amino acids.
GAUUGCCAUCUUUACCCACGUCUUUGUUCCCAAUAUGUCACUUGGCGCUCUGCCACCUCUCUCGCCGACAUAUUUCCUUAUAUUCUUUUCCAUCUGUACCUAUCGAUCCCCAUGCACUUCUGCCAUUUGCUAUCUUGGGUCAUGUCAAGCUUCUCUCCGCACUGCCUUUGCGUCCCUCAAGGCCUCAACUAUAGAUCCAGAUAGGCACGACGACGUGCCUCAAAGACCCACAGUAUCGGUGUGAAUGUAGCUAUGGGGUGUGAGUUCUCUUGUAUUGUUGUUUUAUUUUCGUACCUUGGCCGUCGCCUUGAAUUCAUCAAAGGCCCUUGGUCUUCGUGCACAUGCCACCCACCUUUGGAUAGCU